Molecule: messenger RNA, 2718 nt
Organism: Trichoplusia ni (cabbage looper)
Lineage: Eukaryota; Metazoa; Arthropoda; Insecta; Lepidoptera; Noctuidae
Gene: Xe7
Product: A-kinase anchor protein 17A
Exons: 8
Coding region: 653-2701 (682 amino acids)
Source: RefSeq, a predicted model, not a curated record
GACUAAAAUGCUGGACGGAGGAGAUGCCAUAUCUUAUCUGCGUCAGUUCGCUGGGUAAACAAAUAAACUGAUAAUUUGUAACAUAAUAAUUACUUUUAUCUCAAAAUGAGUUAUUAUUCAAGGUAUCGUGGGCGAGCUGUGGCUGAGGGUGAUUAUUUUUUUCAUAAAUAGUAAAAUACUCUAUUAAGACAAAUCGAUGAGUUGCACUUACAUUCGUCACAAGCUAGUCUGAUCAUGGCAACACUAAAAUUACGGAAAUACGGAUUUCAGAAAUACACUGUCAGUGUCAAUGUCAAAUUUGUUAGCAAAAUGGAGGAAAAGCUUAUUUUGAGGGAAAUUGACUUUAAAAGUGAUAAAUAGAAUACUAUUCUAAUCAGAUUCACUGUGCUAACACUGACUGCCCAUACAUUUUUUUAUAGGCGCUGCCAUGGAAACUUUCUCUGGACUUUAUCUUGACCUUUUCAUUAAAUGUUAAACUCAUUUACUUAUGUAUUUUUGUAAAGUUAGGAAUAUAUUAGGCCGUCAAUUUUGUUAUUUUAUUGUAAUUCACUAUCGUUUAUUUCAUAUGUAACAAUAGCACCUAGUUUUAAGAGUUAGCUGGAGGCUACGAACUCCAAAUCUUAAUUAUAGGCUUAGAUUAGCUAAUAUCACAAUGAAUAUCCAAGUAUGCAGGGACCCCUCAGACGCUGUGGCUCUUUACUUGCCGCAGCGUUUGUAUCUUAAAUCCUUUGCAAAGAUUAACAUUUCUGUUCAGCUCCCCCCCCACAAGGUCCAUGGCAAGUCGAUAUCGAAUUGGGAACUCAUGGAGAAGUUGCGAAAGAUGAUCCUACCUGACAGUUUCUCAACGUUAAAAGUGUCGAAGCAUAGUUCGGAAGUGAUAAGAUUUGACGCGGAACUGGAGACUCGCGAUAAACUGGACAGGGUUCUGUCGCGGCUGGACGAGCGCGUCGUGCAGCUUACCGACUAUCCUGACGCGCUUAAGGUCCGGGUCUGUGAGAGCAAGUCCGACUUCCCUAGCCGACAUGACUGGGACUCGUUCUUCCGAGACACUACAGACAUGGAUGAAAUGAAACCCGGAGAACGGCCCGACACUAUUCACAUAUGUAACUUACCCAUCCAAUGGUUCAUUCAUGAGAGAGAUCAGCAUGAGGAUGCUCUACCUUCAGAGAGUUUAUUUAAAAAAGUGUUUGAAAAGUUUGGUUCAGUCCGUCAAGUGGAUGUGCCAGCCGCUGACCCAUUUAGACUGCAGAUGAAAACUUCAAUCAGAGGGAUCACAACUCCGGUACAGGAUGCUGCUCUGUACUUUGAGGGUUAUGUCCAGUUCAGUGAAUAUCUAAGUUUUGUUCGCUGUAUGGAUGCUUUGAGGGGAAAGAAACUGUUAAGAAAGCGAGAUGAUAUAGCUGAGUGGUGUGGUAUCAAAGUGGACUUUGACAAGACAAAGCACAUGACUGAUGCAGCUGUGAAGAGGCGGGCGAUUGUCCGGGAGAGGUUGUCAGCACGGCAACAAGCAAAGGACAAUGAGGAGAAGGCUGAAAAAGAGAGAGCUGCUAAAAGGGAAGCUAAAGAAAGACAAAAAUAUGAGCACUCCGAAAGAGAAAAGCUCGCGAAAAUGCGAGAACGUGAAGAAAGACGUAAAAAGAAACAAUUAGCAAAACUAAUGCAGAAAGAUAACCUAGACUUGAAUAGCAAAGUUGUGGAAGAACAAAAGAAAUUGAUGAAAGAACAAAAGAAACUGCAGGCGAUACGACUCAUUGAAGAGCUGUUUAAAAGGAUAGAGCUGCGGCCAGAACUCCAGCGUAAUGGGCGAAGUGAACAGUACUAUUACCCAGGCGAGCGGACUGCGCGCGCGCGCAUGAUAGAGAAGUUCAAACGGCAACAGCAGGAGAUACUGGAGGAACAGAGGAAUAAUUACACUAAUGCUCUAAAUGGUCGUAUAGUAAUAAGAACGGCGUUAGAAACCAAAAAACCUAAACGCGACUCGUCCGCCAGCUCUGCAUCGUCAGAAGACAGAGGUAGAGAGAGCAGGGACAACCACAGGAAGAUCAAAAUGGAGCGGCUGACGACACCCGAGCGAGAGAUGGAGUAUAACAAAACUACUGCGAGCCUGUACAGCAUGCCGUACGGUUUCGGCUACCCGUUCGCCUGCCCCCCCGGAUACGCGUACCCGCCGCAAACGGGCGCGAUGUACUACCCAGUGCGCGGCGCGUACUACCCGCCGCCCGCGGAGUUCCGGCGCGGCCGGGGUCGGGGCCGGGGCCGGGGCCGCGGGGCCCGCAUGCCCUACUUCGAGGGCCCUGACGCCAACCAACAGUAUUAUAGGUAUUUCAAGAAGUUAACAGAGAACAACGCACGCAACGAGCACGAAGAUCGAGAACGGGACCGGUCUCGUUCCCGUUCUCGGUCUCGAUCCCGGUCUCGGUCCCGGCGUCGGUCGGCGUCAAGGUCUCGCUCGCGGUCUCGGCGGCGCUCGUACUCGCGGUCGCGGUCUCGCGGACGAAGGUCAAGGUCAAGACGUUCGAGGAGCAGAAGUCGACGGUCCCGCUCUAGGAGUCGAAGAUCCAGGUCGUACCACAGCCGCUCCCGCUCCCGCUCGUGCCGCCGCUCCCGCUCCCGCCGCCGCUCGCGCUCGCCGCGCACGCCCAGCCCGCAUCGCGGCGAGCCCAGCCAGAUGAAAACCGCGGACAAACCGGAAACUGAAUAAUUAUAUCAUAUUAUUUA